Molecule: messenger RNA, 2310 nt
Organism: Cucurbitaria berberidis CBS 394.84
Lineage: Eukaryota; Fungi; Ascomycota; Dothideomycetes; Pleosporales; Cucurbitariaceae
Product: alpha/beta-hydrolase
Exons: 1
Coding region: 494-2077 (527 amino acids)
Biological process (GO): cardiolipin acyl-chain remodeling
Cellular component (GO): mitochondrial inner membrane
Molecular function (GO): A2-type glycerophospholipase activity
Source: RefSeq, a predicted model, not a curated record
GGCGCACCCGCCCCUCGCAGUGCAUUGUUGGGAGAACAGUAUCGCGCAAUGCAUAUAAGUAUAGCAAGUCGUGAGUUAUUGAGGCUCUCACCAAGAAAGCACGCUUCUUUGAGCCAUCCACCAGCCAGGCAGCCGGAGUCGGCCAAAUUCCUCGUCCGAACUGUUUUAGGACUAUAGUAUCGGCGCUCUUUAUCUCCGGUACCAUCGAGAAGCACUCCAGGCUUCCGCUAUUUCUCGUCCACGUCAGCUUUAAAUAAAUAGUCGCGGCAGCGCCUCAGUGACGUUGCGUCCUGAGGUGAUUCUGUCCUGCGACACACGCAAUACCGUCACCAUUCCACCAUCGACUACUUUCUCGUCGCGAUUGCGAAUGCUACGGACGUACUUGCGAACUCGGCCUGGUCUCUUGCACAAGACUGUUGGAUUUGGUGGCGCAAGCUAUAUCAGCUUGAGUCUGAGCACGCCGAUCAGGAUCGACAGUAAGAGUAACGCGACAAUGGCAACCCAAGGCUCCGAGGCGGGUGGCGAGGUCAGGGAGAGAGGGCAGCAGGCUGUACGGCAGAAGGAGCAGAGCGAAGUGCAGCAGGGGAGAUUUACAAAGUGGUUCCCGUUGAGCGCGAAGGCUGGGUUCGAUCAAUGGUGGGCAGGCUUAUCGCCUAUGGCCACCGAGCACCGGGUGCUUUCCUUCAUCCCUCACCUCCAGAGCCCACCUACGCACACGGAGACAGGUUCCGCACCGGCUGACCCUGCAGCGCCACCGAAGCAUUCAGAAGAGCAUACUACUACGAACCGCCUCGACGAUCCAUACGGCCCCCGACAAUGGAACUCGCAAAUGGUACAGCUGAGUGGCAAGGAUCGCGCCUUGAACGAGUUCUCAGUCGAGCGUUUGGGCGAGGAGGUUGAAAACAACCUAGUACUUUUGCAUGGCUAUGGAGCAGGCUUGGGCUUCUUCUACAGGAAUUUCGAGUCGAUAUCGCGUGCUGAGGGUUGGAAAGUCUUCGCGCUAGACUUGCUGGGUAUGGGCAGGAGCAGCCGGCCAAACUUUAAGAUCCAUGCGAAAGACAAGGCGGGAAGGAUAUCAGAGGCCGAAUCUUGGUUUGUGGAUGCUCUAGAGGAGUGGCGGAUUGAGCGUGGUCUGGAGCGAUUCACGCUGCUGGGCCAUAGUCUGGGCGGUUAUCUGGCUGUGGCAUAUGCUUUGAAGUAUCCAGGCCAUUUGAACAAGCUCAUCCUUGCCUCACCCGUUGGCAUCCCGGAAGAUCCGCAUGCAGUCAGCGAGGACGUACCCGAACCGCAAGAUUCGACGAUGGCGAACGAGUUUACACAGGAUGCCGCAGAAACUAAUAAUGGCGUGAAGGCAUCCACGGCAGACAAUAACAACUUCAUGAACCAGCAGAAGAAGCAGGGCUCUACAAAGGACGCUAACCAACCUCCCAAGAGGCGAUUGCCCGGCUGGCUGACAUACCUCUGGGAAGCUAACAUGAUCUCACCUUUCACAUUUGUUCGCUGGAGCGGGCCACUAGGACCUCGUCUAGUCUCAGGUUGGACAUCUAGGCGGUUUUCGCAGCUGCCAGAAGAAGAAGCGCAAGCAUUGCACGAUUACAGCUACGCCCUGUUCCGCCAGCGCGGCAGCUCGGAAUACGCACUUGCUUACCUACUUGCACCCGGCGCAUUUGCUCGCAGUCCCUUGAUCAGGAGGAUCCAAGGCGUAGGCCGGCAAUGGAUACAAGCCCACGAAGCACCCACAGUAGAUGGCGACACACCACCUCGCUCUUCACUCCCCUCUGCACAACAAGGUCAGCGCGAGACGGGCUUCCCGAUCAUCUUCAUGUAUGGCGAGAACGACUGGAUGGACGUAGCCGGGGGCCUAGCGGCUGAAGAGAAGCUCAAGCAGGAGCAGAAACGCAUAUUAGCACAUGCGUCGGCAGAAGAUAAGCGGAAAGAAAACGGUGAGGCGAAAGUCGUCAUUAUCAACAAGGCCGGACACCAUGUCUACCUUGACGGGUGGGAGCAGUUCAAUCGCGUGAUGUUAGAGGAGAUGGAGGACGUGAAGCGACGGGAGAAAGAGCGAAGGCAUUUAUAGUACAACAGAGGGGUUUGGCGGAUUGGCAUGUUAUCGGCGUUCGGUACACAAGCGAGGGUAUUAGACGACUGGGCGUAUUAGACAACGAUAUGUACACUGUAAUGAAUGGCUUGGAUCAACUGCAUAGUAGAUGUUCACGUAAGCACGCACCUCUUGCCACUGCCUCACAACCAAAAAGACAGCGUUACACUGACUGUGUAUAAAGACGGUAAAAAGGCAAAAACAAAGUAGAA